UGGAGUCUGGGGUCAGAGCACGGGUUCAUGCUCCCAGGGGAGGCCCAGGCUCUGCCAGGGUGGGGAGGCUGUCCUGUGCUGAGGUCUGAAGGUCGCAAGGAGUUAGGCCAAGGCUGGGGAGUGUCCAGGGCUUGGGAAGCUGGACUGUGGGGGGGACAAGGCUAUGGGGAAAGGGGGGCUUUGGUGCCCACCCAAGAGUUGUUGGAGUUGCUGCAGGCAACUAGGGAGGGGGAGCCACAGGGCAGGGACGGGUGCCAGAAAGAGGGUCUUGUAUCCAGGCACGGCCCCAGACUCCCCUGCCAACCAAGGUCCCCGCCCCGGAGAAGUCAGCAGGGCACCCCAGCUUCCAAAGCCAAAGAAGUGCAGGUGUCCCAGGCCACCGCUGUGGCCAGGCCUGCAGGACUCUGCCACUGGGGACGCUGGGCUCACGGGCUGCACCCAGCUGGCUCUCUCCAGGCCCUGGCAUCUGUCACAGGGUCAGCAGGGCCUGGGCCCCAGGGGAGCGGCUGCUGAUGCAGCAGCCUUGCAGAGAGAAAGGCUCAGGGGUGCACAUGAGAGCCCGUGAAGAGAUUCAGGGUGCUGGGCUGGCCUUGCCUCAUGCACACGAAGCUGGUCAGGCUUCUGGCAGCUUUGGCAACUUGCGUUCCGGAGAAACCACUCACGAGAGACAUUCUGGGCUCUGGGGGAAGUAGGGCAGGGGCGCCGGGCGCCUCUGAUUGGUCCGGCACAAGGUGGCAAAGGCAGGUGAGGGCGUGUGGAGGGGAGCGGGCUUCCCGGGGGGUGCUUCCUAGAACACUUCCGCCUCUCCAGGUAUCUGACCAGACUGGCUUUUCUGGAUCCCUAAGCUUAGGGCAGUGCCCGUGUCACUGGGUGACGAUGACAGAAUUUAGGGCAGAGGCCCUGGGGAGCAUGAGGCUUCGAGAGAGACAGACUCACGAACACCCACAUGGCAGAACACACCCGCCCCAGGUUCCCACAGGUCAACACUUCUCAGAUGCGCACUUCCCAGGCACCAGGACCCGGGGGACCCACCUCAACAAUGGCAGUCACCAGCAAGGGCACCUGGGAGGCGGCCUCUGCUCCACCCCGAGGUUGCCUGAGCUGGGAGGUGGUGACGGCUGUCCCAGCCAUCCUCAUCCCCCAGAUGUCUGGCUCCGUGGGAAUGCAAUGGGGACAGCCCAGUCCCUGACCCCAGGCCCUGCCUGGACACAUCUGCUUCUUUAGGGCUGAAUCAGGCAAGGCUUUAACUUGGGAUUGGGCCCAGACUUCUGGUCCCUGCUGGGGCUUCUUCAGGGCUGGGCACACUUCCACGAGGUCUCCCCGCCCAGAGGGGCUGGAGGUCAGGGGUAAAGGGCCCUUCUCCCCCUCUCCUUGUGGAUCCACAUGCCAGGGCUCUUUAUCCUUUCCCCAAGGCCCUGGUGGGAUGAGCCAGAUCCCAGACGCUCAGGGGCAGCCCCCAGGACCCUCUUCCAUUGACCCUCAGCCUGAACCUGAGCUUGAACCUGAGGCGGAGCCUACGGGUGUCACUGCCAUCCCCACAGCCCGCCCUGUGCCCUGCUCUCUGCCAAGGGUGCAAGAGCCAGCCCCCAAGGAGCUCUAUCAGGACUCCCCAAGUUCCUGGGAGGAGGGGGCCCUGGCUGAUCUCGCAUUGUAUGCGGCUGCCUGCCUGGAAGAGGCUGGCUUUGCGGGGACCCAGGCAACAGCCCUCACACUGUCCUCAGCCCUGGAGGCCCGGGGGGAGCGUCUGGAGGAGCAGGUGUAUGCCCUGGUGCGCGGGCUACUGGCACAGGUGCCCAGCCUGGCCGAGGGGAGGCCCCGGCAGGCGGCCCUCCGGGUACUGAGUGCGCUGGCCCUGGAGCAUGCUCGGGAGGUGGUGUGUGCGCUGUUGCCCAGCUCGCUGCCCCCGGACCGGGUGGCUGCUGAGCUGUGGCGCAGCCUGAGCCGAAACCAGCGCGUGAAUGGGCAGGUGCUGGUACAGCUGCUGUGGGCACUGAAGGGCGGAGCCGGGCCCGAGCCCGAGGCACUGGCGGCCACUCGUGCCCUUGGGGAGAUGCUGGCUGUGUCCGGCUGCGUAGGCGCCACUCGGGGCUUCUACCCACACCUCCUGCUCGUGCUGGUCACACAGCUGCACCAGCUGGCGCGGCGCGCGUCCUCCCCUGACACCCCCAAAGCUUGGACCCCAUCGCACCGAGGGCCGCCACACAGCCACGCCAGCUGCGCUGUGGAGGCCCUGAAGGCCUUGCUCACCGGGGAUGGCGGCCGCAUGGUGGUCACGUGCAUGGAACAGGCUGGAGGCUGGAGGAGGCUGGUGGGAGCCCACACCCACCUCGAAGGCGUCCUGCUGCUGGCCAGUGCCAUGGUGGCCCACGCGGACCACCACCUGCGAGGCCUGUUCGGGAACUUGUUGCCCCGGCUGCGCAGCGCCGACGACACGCGGCGCCUCACGGCUAUGGCCUUCUUCACCGGGCUGCUGCAGAGUCGGCCCACGGCAGGGCUUCUGCGGGAAGAGGUCAUCCUGGAGCGGCUCCGCGCCUGGCAGGGCGACCCCGAGCCCACCGUGCGCUGGCUGGGCCUGCUCGGCCUAGGCCACCUGGCGCUGAGCCGCGGGAAGGUGCGGCACGUGAGCAAACUGCUGCCCGCGCUACUGGGCGCGCUGGGCGAGGGCGACGCGCGGCUCGUGGACGCCGCGCUGGGCGCGCUGCGGCGGCUCCUGCUGCGGCCUCGGGCGCCCGUGCGGCUGCUGAGCGCCGAGCUGGGGCCGCGCCUCCCGCCGCUGCUGGACGACGCCCGGGACUCGGUCCGCGCCUCGGCUGUUGGACUUCUCGGGACGCUGGUGCGGCGGGGCCGGGGCGGGCUCCAGGUGGGGCUCCGCGGCCCCCUGCGGAAGCUGGUGCUGCAGAGCCUCGUGCCGCUGCUCUUGCGCCUGCAAGAUCCCAGCAGGGACGCCGCUGAGAGUUCAGAGUGGACCCUGGCCCGCUGUGAUCACGCCCUCCGUUGGGGCCUGCUGGAGGAGAUGGUCACCGUGGCCCACUACGACAGCCCUGAGGCCCUAAGCCGCAUCUGCCACUGCCUGGUUCAGCAGUACCCGAGUCACAUACCCAGCUUCUUGAGCCAGACCCAGGGCUACCUGCGGAGCCCGCAGGACCCCUUGCGCUGGGCAGCUGCUGUGCUCCUAGGCUUCCUCGUCCAUCACACAAGCCCCAGCCGGGUCAACCAGGACCUGCUGGACUCCCUGUUCCAGGGUGGCGCUGCUGGCCUGCGCACAGCCGGGGCCGCGCCUCCCGCGUCUCCUCCGCCUGGGCCUCUGGCGCCGCGUGGGUCCCCACCGACCCCCACCAGUCUACGCGAGCAGUCCAUUCCAGCCCCGCAGCGUCGUGGGCCGCUGGGGCUGCUUGGGAUCCGGCUGUGCCUGACCCCAAGCCAGCCCGCAGGGUACCUGGGUCUGAGGCAGGCACGCACUGCUCUGUGGUUCAUCCUGGGUGGGGGGUGGGGGGAGCGAUCCGCAGAAGAGGCUCCGCUCCAGGGGCCCCUGGGCCUGGUACCAGAUGCUGUGAGCAAGCCCCCUCCCCCUCUCCUGCACACAAAUCCUCCAGGCCCAGGGCCACGACGGCCACGUGAGCUGGGACGGAGACGCCUCCUGUCCGAGUACUGUUUCAGCUUGGGUGAAUCCGUCCCCACUCAGGCCAGACCUGUUGCUCUCCAAGCGCCCAGGAGUGUGCCCCCACCUCCGCCAACCUCAGCCUGGAUGGCACCUGGGCUCCCGAGCUGGGGUCUGGUUGGGGACACUGUGAAACUAGCCCAGCCCGGGUGGCUGGUGCCCUGGAAGGCUGCCUGCUCUCCAGGUCUCUGUCUCUGCGCACAGCCUGGCUCGGGCUCCCCUGCCUUCCUUGGCACCCCUGCCCGGCAGCCCAUCAUCCUCCAUCAUGUGUCCACUCAUCACCGGCCUGUCCCCACAUCCCCACACCCUCACCCCUGCUAGCCUGCCAGACCUCACCUGAACCUUCUCCAGGAGGUUCUCCUGACUGCCCCACGGGACACCACAGGCUCGGGAUGAUACCUGUGGGCUCAGGUGUGGGGUGCUGACAUCUGCACCCCACUAGACUGAGCCCUCAAGACGCUCCCCCGUGCCCUGUGUGGGCUCGAAUGAGGAGAGCGUGACCGAACAUGCAGAGAAAUAGCCCCUCUGUUGUGACUGAGCCUCUCUGGGCCGUUCAAGGCCCUCCACCUAGCCACUUCAGAGAGGCCUUGGCUCACACAGCCUUUUGGAGGGGCUGGGAGCAGUCCCCCCAGACUGGAGACCCCUUGGGGUCCUGUCCACCCACUACAGAAAGUGUUUAAAAUAAACACGGGUGGAUUU
This is a messenger RNA of Leopardus geoffroyi (Geoffroy's cat), 4357 nucleotides long. RefSeq names its product maestro heat like repeat family member 6 (gene MROH6). The coding region runs from base 1424 to 3979 and encodes 851 amino acids. The record is from RefSeq and is a predicted model, not a curated record. The transcript has 15 exons. Lineage: Eukaryota; Metazoa; Chordata; Mammalia; Carnivora; Felidae. Gene Ontology annotation, cellular component: cytoplasm.